GUCGAACUUCGCUUGGAAGGAGCCAAACAAAGCAUUAUGAGCCCCGGGUCCUGAAGAGCGGAUGUUUGAGGACUAAGGCUAAGUUGAACGGGGUAAGAGUGCCUGCUUAGAAACUGUCAUUGGUAAUAUGUCGUGCUUGCGGUCCACAUUUGUUCAUUAUCUUCUCUCUUCUUCCCUUAUUAAUCCUUCUUCUUCAUAUACUUGCCCCUCACCCGCAUUCCUGUUGUCUUCAGACGUCAUAUGUAUUGUUCAGACAACACUGCUAUAAUUCAAUUCCAUGACCUUUCUUCUGAACUUCACUCUUGAGUUCGCUUGAGUUACUUCCCUUCUCAGAAGAAUCACCUCGAUCACGACAUCGAAGGCAGCUAUUGCACCAUAAUUACUCCGCAUUCUACAUAUACACCUCUUCCCCAGCUUUCAAAACAACUUUCCUAUAGGUCCCCCACGCAAGAGCCGCAAGCCACCAAUACAACACAAUCACAAUGGGCGUCCACCGCGAAUCAGCCAGCUCGAACCUCGAGUCUGGAUACGCCUCAGGCGCCUCCUCAGAAGGAAACCUCCCCCAAAUAAUCCUCACCAAACAACACCUCAAAUUCCUCAACAACACCCUCAACAACCUCACUCCCCUCGAAGUCCUCCGCUGGGCAAAGAUCACCUUCCCCAACCUCUACCAAACCACCGCCUUCGGCGUCUCCGGCCUCGUCACCCUCGACAUGCUCUCGAAACUGCAGACCGAGACCCCAUCCGCGCCCACCAUCGACGCCAUAUUCCUCGACACACUCUACCAUUUCCAAGAAACGCUCGACCUGGUCGAGAAAGCGAAGGCGCGGUACCCGAACGUGAACCUGCACGUCUACAAACCAGAAGGCGUCUCCACGCCCGCCGAAUUCGAAGCGAAGCACGGCAAAGAGCUCUGGAAGACAAACGCGGAAUUAUAUGACUGGGUCGCUAAAGUCGAGCCGGCGCAGCGCGCGUAUUCGGAUCUGUCCGUCGCGGCGGUGCUGACGGGAAGACGGCGCUCGCAGGGCGCGAAGAGGGAGAGUCUUGAUAUCGUCGAGGUGGAUGAGGCGGGGCUGAUUAAGAUUAAUCCGUUGGCGAGCUGGUCGUUUCGGGAGGUCGAGGAGUAUAUCCGGGAGCAUGACGUGCCGUAUAAUGAGUUGUUGGAUCGUGGGUAUAAGAGUGUGGGCGAUUGGCAUAGUACGGAGCCGGUGAAGGAGGGGGAGGAUGAGCGGGCGGGGCGGUGGAAGGGGACGCAGAAGACGGAGUGUGGGAUUCAUAAUAAGAGGAGUAAGUAUGCGCAGUUUCUGAUGGAGAUGGAGCAGAAGAGGCAGCAGGAGGAGUUGGCGGCGGCAUUGGAGAAGGUUGAUGUUAGUGAUGAGAUUGUUGUCUAGAGUGGUGGGCUCAUGGUGCAUUUUUGGGAGUUGGUCGGCGUUCGUGGUGAUGGGGUGGCUCAUAUCAUGAUGGAUGGCGUUGGGGAUAUCUGAUGCAUUAACAGGCUCUGGUUGCUCUCGUUUCUCGUUUUAAAGCUCAGAAGUAUAGCAUUUGCAUUGCUGGCAUCCUUUAGUGUGUCUCAAAAAGCAUCUUGAGCAUUCAUGGCUGCAUAUCAGCUGAUAGAAAAAUAAAUAUCGAGUUAAAAAUACCUUA
This is a messenger RNA of Mollisia scopiformis, 1644 nucleotides long. Its product is annotated as Phosphoadenosine phosphosulfate reductase thioredoxin. NCBI's taxonomy places the organism in Eukaryota, Fungi, Ascomycota, Leotiomycetes, Helotiales, Mollisiaceae. Gene Ontology annotation, cellular component: cytoplasm. The transcript has a single exon. The coding region runs from base 483 to 1391 and encodes 302 amino acids. The record is from RefSeq and is a predicted model, not a curated record. Gene Ontology annotation, molecular function: phosphoadenylyl-sulfate reductase (thioredoxin) activity.